Messenger RNA from Cricetulus griseus (Chinese hamster), 3171 nucleotides. Lineage: Eukaryota; Metazoa; Chordata; Mammalia; Rodentia; Cricetidae. The record is from RefSeq and is a predicted model, not a curated record.
GUUCCUCUGGUAGUCCAAAAGCAGCCCUGAGCUGUUCUAGUGGCUCCCUGUAGGAGUUCCUAGCCUCACCCAACCCACAGUCCAGGAAACUGCUCAGAAUACUUUGCUGAGUGAGUUAGCAGCAGAGCCCACCUGUCCUGCCCUGAGAAGCCCAACAAUGGUUCUUAAAGGAGAAGGGGAGGACGUUCCCAGUGACCUGACUGCAGAAGAGCGGCAAGAACUGGAGAACAUCCGGCGGAGGAAGCAGGAGCUGCUGGCCGACAUUCAGAGGCUGAAGGACGAGAUAGCAGAAGUCGCUAAUGAAAUUGAAAGCCUGGGAUCCACAGAGGAAAGGAAAAACAUGCAGAGAAACAAACAGGUAGCCAUGGGCAGAAAGAAAUUCAACAUGGAUCCUAAAAAGGGGAUCCAGUUCUUAAUCGAGAAUGACCUGCUGAAGAACACUUGUGAAGAUAUUGCCCAGUUCUUAUACAAAGGGGAAGGGCUCAACAAAACCGCCAUUGGUGACUACCUUGGGGAGAGAGAUGAGUUCAGCAUCCAGGUCCUGCACGCAUUUGUGGAGCUGCAUGAGUUCACCGACCUGAACCUCGUCCAGGCCUUGAGGCAGUUCCUGUGGAGCUUCCGGCUGCCUGGAGAGGCCCAGAAGAUUGACCGAAUGAUGGAGGCCUUUGCUCAGCGAUACUGUCAGUGCAAUAAUGGGGUGUUCCAGUCGACAGACACGUGCUAUGUCCUCUCCUUUGCCAUCAUAAUGCUCAACACCAGCCUACACAACCCCAAUGUCAAGGACAAGCCUACGGUGGAAAGGUUCAUCGCCAUGAACCGAGGGAUCAACGACGGAGGGGACCUGCCCGAGGAGCUGCUCCGGAAUCUCUACGAGAGCAUAAAAAAUGAACCCUUUAAAAUCCCAGAAGAUGAUGGCAACGACCUCACGCACACUUUCUUCAAUCCGGACCGAGAAGGCUGGCUGCUGAAACUAGGUGGCAGGGUGAAGACCUGGAAGAGGCGCUGGUUCAUUCUGACUGACAACUGCCUUUACUACUUUGAGUACACCACGGAUAAAGAGCCCCGUGGGAUCAUCCCCUUAGAAAAUCUGAGUAUCCGAGAGGUGGAAGACUCCAAAAAGCCGAACUGCUUUGAGCUUUAUAUCCCUGACAACAAAGACCAGGUGAUUAAGGCCUGUAAGACAGAGGCUGAUGGGCGAGUGGUGGAAGGAAACCACACUGUGUACCGCAUCUCUGCCCCCACCCCUGAGGAGAAGGAGGAGUGGAUCAAGUGCAUCAAAGCUGCCAUCAGCAGAGACCCCUUCUACGAGAUGCUUGCAGCGCGGAAAAAGAAGGUCUCCUCCACAAAGAGACACUGAGGGCGUGCCAGGGCACAGCCAGCCCAUGAAGCUGUGGCCCUUUCUCCAGCCUCCCCUGGAGGGGUGCUGAGGAGAGCAGAGGGCUCUCCUGCCCGUUCCUGCCACUCCUAGAGACUCGCUUCAGCUUUUGCAGUUUUCUGAGUGGGAGAAGGGUGGACGGCGAGGGCUGGGGCUGGAGACUGCUGCUGCUCACGGGCUCUGGAGCCGCUCUCGGCAUGGGCACCGCUGCUCUCAGCCGAGCUGUGCUGCACUCAGGCCUCAGCUCAGCAGGGCCGGUGGCACCGCAGAGAGCUCUCUUUACCUCACAGUGUUCCUGGCCAAGGGCCAUCAGCUGUGCUCCACAAACGCCUGUGAGGAUGUACUCUUACGUCUAAGGAGAAGGGGGGAAAGGAAAGAAGCCACGCACUAUAAAGAUUUAUUUUUGUUUUUGUAAAGCAAAAGUGAACGUAGCACUGUCCCUACCCUGCUGUGCCCUGCUUGGGAAGCUUCCCCUUAGAAAGGGGUUCUGGGGCUGCGGGCACCUCAGGAGCUGCUGCCUCAUGACCUGUGUGGGCAAGAGGGGCAAAAGCCAGGCUGCUGGCAGGGCCCAGCAGACACAGGGAGGCCUCCAGGGCCCCAGCAGGGCAGCAGGCAGGCAGUGUGGGCAGCUCCCGCCCAGUGCCUAUGGGAUGGGGUGAAGGUGGACAGCUCCAUGCCUGGCCCUCGGCACCCAGGCCCACUGCGCUUUAAAGUGGAAAGUCCACGUUUUCCUAAUAACCAAAACUGUGAGGAGGUCACCCCAUGGUGCCAGGUGGCCGACUGUUUCAUAGCUGGUCUUUCUUUCUCCUCCCCAAGAACUCCACUCCUCGUUCUAGAGGAAGGAGUAGGUUUUACCUGAUCCCCUUGGGGCUUCAGCCUUUUCUGCCUCAAAAGUAUCCCCAACUGGACUGUUCUGGUGCACUCUGUGGUAGCCUCCAGGAGCAGGGCCUUGCUCAGCAGGGUGCAGUGCAGUCAAGCCAGGGUGAGGUGAGGUGGCCUUUGUGUCCCCUUGCCCUCUAUGGCAUGGCAUGCCACAGCACACGUGUGGGUUGGCCCUGGCCUCCUAACUCGGUGUGAAGGGAGCCAUGAAGCGCAGCUUCUCCUGCCGUUCUCUCAGGGACUCUCAAGGGCAGCUCCUGCUCCUUGGCCAGGGCCACUGUGCCAGUCCAGGCAGAGCAGGUGGCAGGUGGUGUCUUGGCACACUCCUCCAUGUGGCCAAGGCCUGGGUGGCAGAAUGGUGCCUCCAGGCAGGUGGAGGAGCCAUGGGCUCCCACUGGGCUGCGUGAGCUCAGCUCCUCCCAUCUCAGAAGGAGGUCAGCACCUCUGGAAAUAGCUUUGCAGAGAAGGGUGAGUGGGGGGCAGAACUCUGGCCUCCUUCCUGUGGAUCCAGCCUCAAGUGGCCUCAGGUGCUGGAGUGUGUGAAGGUGACAGUGAUGGAAGAGGGCCCAGGCUGCAACCCUGAGCCUCCUGGUAGAGAACCAGGCAGUGCUGGCCCAGGGUGUGGGGCGUCCCCUCCACACACCAGUUCUCACAGGUGUGUCCUGGGCAGACCAGCACCUGGCUCAGAAUCAGUCUAUUUAUCAGAGGUGUAAAUAAUCAUUACAUAGUUUUCACCUUUUAGAUUAUUUUGUAUUUGUUUAAAAAAAGAUUUGUCAAAAUACAAAGAAAUGACUGAAAGUUGUUGACAGGGUUUUUUAAAAAUAUUAUUAUUAUUCCAGUUGUUUUUUUGUUUGUUUUUGCCUUGUAAACUAGCUCCAAGGAACUGCAGCAAAUAAACUCCAAAUCUGCCCAAACCA